AUGACUGCCCUCGAAGCAACAAAGACGCCGUCAUCGGUAGCAGGAGAGCUGCGCACUCCGAUCAACAUGACCGAACAGACGGCCCUCGAGCGCGAGUUCCAACAGCAACGGGCAUCCGACCGUGCCUACUAUUUCCAGCACGUCCGCGACUUCAUCACUCGCGACCAACUCAAAUGGGCAGCAAAGAGCACAUCCGACCGCAAGAAAGCCAUCAGCGCCAAGCGCACCAAUCUGAUCAAGAAGCGUAACGGAGAUGUCGGAAUGCGGACCACAGGGUUCAGGUUUCCGGACCUGCACGACGAUGUUACCGAGCGGGCGUGGCUGCUGGGACAUUUUGCGGACUACAUCGACUGGACGGGACCAGGGGCGAAGAGAGGCAAGGGAGCUCGACAGACGGGAGGGCCGACGUCGUAUGAAGACCCGUCUACCGAGGGGGAGGAGAGCGAGGAGGAGUACGAGGAAGAUGGGGAUGAUGAGGAGGUGAUGCCGGUGAAGCAGGAAGUUGAGGAGAAGCAGGAAACCGUACCGAUGCCGAAGACACCGGCGAAGACUGUCGAGAAGGAAGUCCCCGUCACCACCUUUUCCGUCGCCCUCAUGUUGCAGGAGAAUCCGCACCUUGCCACGAAGCCCUACUGGGGUUUCAACGACAUGAUGGAGAUUGUAUUGAUCGUGCCGCAAGGUGAUGCCACCGAGAAGGCUGAUGGCGAGGGUUACGGGACGAAAAGGAAGGCUGAGGAGUUCGUUGGUGAGGAUGCGGCAAAGAGGGCGAGGGUCUGA
Saxophila tyrrhenica is the source of this 777-nucleotide messenger RNA. RefSeq lists its product as uncharacterized. Bases 1 to 777 code for a protein of 258 amino acids. The record is from RefSeq and is a predicted model, not a curated record. NCBI's taxonomy places the organism in Eukaryota, Fungi, Ascomycota, Dothideomycetes, Mycosphaerellales, Extremaceae. The transcript has 2 exons.